AUGGCAGCAACCAAUGGUCAUGUGAAUGGAGGAGCGAAUGGCUAUGGCGCUGUUCAAUCAUCUCCAGCAACGCGAAUGACCAGCAAGCGUUUCUCCGAUAUCCCUUCCGCCAUCGACAUUCCCGUCCAAGGCGAAGAUGACGACCAAGCCGUCGAAGUUGAUCUAGAGGAUCUUCUCGAUGAUCCGACCGAGCUGUGUACACUGUUGGAGAAUGAGGGUGCAGCGCGCACAUACUGGAUGACUGUCUCCCUCGCAUACGCCAAGCAGAAGAAAGUCGACCAUGCAAUCGAGAUGCUUAUAAAGGGAGGGCAAGCCAUGAAAGGCGGGCAAAAAGAGAAGCUUAGUAUGCUCAGCUGCCUCUGCUGGAUGUACUUGUGGAAGAGCAGAGAGGCGCCUCGAAUUGCGCCCGAGGGAGCCUUGGUCUCAGAGGCCAAGACGAAGGAGUACUAUCUACAGCUUUCAACAUCGACGCUGAAUGAAGCUUUGCGAAUCAAUCCGGCGUUUCCACCCCUCUUUCUGGCUCGCGGCGUCCUGCAGCUGCUUAAGGCCUCUUUGCAACCACCCUCGAAAUCUGCUGCUCCUGGCGCAGUCGAUCCAGAGAAGACCGAGAUCCUACGCGCCUCGCUGAAGUCAUUCGAAGACGCGAUUCGAGUCUCACAAGGCAGAAACAUGAUGGCGGUCUUAGGGAAGUCGAGGGCAUUAUUUUCUCUUGGCAAGUAUGCGGAAGCCUUGGAAGGAUACCAGGAAGCUUUGCACAAGAUGCCAGACCUGAUAGACCCCGAUCCACGGAUAGGAAUCGGAUGUUGUUUCUGGCAGCUUGGAUUCAAGGAGGAUGCGAAGACGGCAUGGGAACGCGCUUUGGAGAUUAACCCCGACUCGAAGAUCGCGAAUAUUCUUCUCGGCCUCUUCUACCUUGAUUCGAGCGCACACGUUCCUACAAACAGCCCGGAAUUCAUCAAUCUCUACAGGACAGCCAUGACGGUUUACACUCAAAAGGCUUUCAAGGCCGACAAAGACCUUCCUCUGACCUGCGCUACUUUUGCAGGAUACUUCUUAUCACGGAAGUCGUUGCCAAAUGUAGACAAUCUUGCACACAAGGCCAUCCAGUACACGGAUGUCAAUGCGAUUGCAAGCGAUGGAUGGUAUCUUUUGGCCCGAAAAGAACACUACGAGGAGAACUACGAGCUUGCCAGAGAUUACUACGGGCGAGCUGACGAGGCCAGAGGCGGCAUUGACCGAGGUUUUCUGCCAGCUAAGUUUGGCGCCGCUCAGCUGUCAGUAUUGAAAGGCGACUUUGGAGAAGCAAAGUUGAGGCUGGAGAAGAUUAUCCAGCAGUCAAAGAAUAUCGAGGCUAUGACCUUGUUGGGGACCUUAUAUGCGGAAGAAGUAUUCUCGAGUCAGAAGAGUGGUGUUAAGGAGGAUAAGUCCACGGAAUUCAAGAAGGCUAUUGGAUAUUUGGAGGCUGUUCGGACGGCCUGGAAAGACCCCAAGAAGAACCUCAUUCCUGAUGCUUCGGUGCUGCUGAACCUCGCAAGACUCUACGAGACCGAGCAACCCGACAAGAGUCUGCAAUGCUUGCAACAAGUUGAGCAAAUUGAGUACGACCAAAUUCCUGAAGACGAGAGACCACAGAAUCCUGAGGAUGAGGCCGCCUUCAAGAACUCCAUUCGAGAGGGACUUCCACCUCAACUAUUGAAUAACAUGGGGUGCUUCUACUAUCAAGCCGAGAAGUAUGACCAGGCUCGGGAGAUGUUCCAAGCUGCUUUGAGUGCCUGCAUCAAGGUUGGCGAGAAGCAAGAGGAAAUGGACAGUGAUGCUUUGGUCACAACUAUCAGUUUCAAUCUUGGCCGAACAUACGAAGCGAGUGGGCUGCUUGAUGACGCGAAUACUGUCUAUGAAGGCUUGUUAGGCCGUCAUCCUGACUACACAGAUGCCAGAACGCGGCUGGCAUACAUUGCCCUGCGCCAAAGUCCAACUGAGGAAGGACCCAAGACAAUUUCCAAACUCUACGAAGAUUCAUCUGCUGAUCUUGAAGUGCGAGCACUGUGGGGUUGGUAUCUGGGUCGAGUGCAUUCUCGAAAGCGAACUGGCAAUAUACAAGAAGAUCCUGAAUUGCGACAUUACAAACACACUCUCCAGCACUAUGAGAAGCACGAUAGAUACGCUUUGAUUGGAAUGGGGAAUCUCUAUCUGAUGACUGCACGCGAGAUGCGUCGAGACACCGAGCAGGAGAAACAGAAGCGAAGCAAUAUGUACAUCAAGGCUGUCGAGUUCUUUGACAAGGCUUUGCAACUGGACCCGAAGAAUGCGUAUGCUGCCCAGGGAAUUGCUAUUGCGCUCGUGGAAGACAAGAAGGAUUUCAAGACCGCCCUGUCGAUAUUCGUGAAGGUUCGAGAUACCGUUAAGGACCAUAGCGUCUAUGUCAAUCUUGGACAUAUUUUCGCCGAGCUGCGACAAUAUACGAAGGCUAUCGAGCAUUACGAGGCUGCACUGUCGAAAGACAGGUCUCAUGAUGCACAGAUCCUGGCUUGCUUGGGACGGACAUGGUUGGCAAAGGGUAGGGCAGAAAAGAAUUUACAGGCAUUCAAGAAUGCCCUUGAUUAUUCUCAGAAGGCCCUCGAGGUUGCCCCCGAACAAACCCAUUUCAAGUUUAACGUGGCCUUUGUCCAAAUGCAAUUAGCAGCUACAGUGUACGGCAUGCCUGAAACGCAGCGAACACUAGCCGAACUUCAGGCUGCCGCCGCCGGACUUGAGGAGGCUAUCGAAUCCCUGGAGGCCAUCGCUCAGCAUCCCCAAACACCAUAUCCAAAGCAUGAUAUCGAGCAGCGAGCAAACAUGGCUCGAAAUACCAUGCGUCGCCAGCUCGAGCGUUCGAUCCAAGCCCAGAAGGAAUACGAAGAGAAGAAUGCCGAGAAAUUACAAGCUGCGAAGCAGCAACGAGAUGCAGAAAUCAAGAAGCGCGACGAGCUGAGGAGGGCCGCCGAAGAGGCCGAACAAGAAAGAAAGCGGAAGAUUGCUGAAGAGCGACAGAGGAUUGCUGAACGAGAUCGUGAGCUUGCUGAGGCGAGGGCUGAGGAGGAUAGAGCAAGGGAGGCAGCAGAGAUGACUACUGAUAGUGAGACGGGUGAGAAGGUGAAGAGGAAGAAGAAGCCUAGAGGUGGUGCGGGUGGGAAGCGCAAGAAGAAGAACGAGGAUGGUAUCACGGAUGAUGAAGGCAGCGGUGCAGAACCCAAGAGAAAGAGUCGCGCCAAGUCACGAGGAAGCGGUGUGGACAGUGAUGAGGAGAAACCGAAGAAGAAGAGAAGAUUGGCCAAGAAGGGAGGUGAAAAGCCCAGCAAGUACAAGCUGAGCAGCGAGAUUGUGGUUGACAGUGACAGCGAAGGGGAUGAUGGAGCUGCAGAAGCUGCAAAGGAAAUGGAUACCGAUAUCUUUGGAGAAGAUGAGCCUGCUGCUGCUGAUGCUGCUAGCGAUGAGGAAACAGUCUCUGUCCCCAUCAAGCGCAAGAACAAGAGGGCGAGAAUCGAGGAAUCAGACGACGAAGAUGAGGAUGAAAACGCUGCUCCGGCACCAGAACCAGCUCAGGAGGACUCGCCAGCCAAGGAUGAUUCUCCAGAAACAGCGAAUGGUGCCAACGAGGAUACUCCCAUGGCAGAUACUCCAGCCGUCGAUUCAGAUGAUGAAUAG
Molecule: messenger RNA, 3684 nt
Organism: Amorphotheca resinae ATCC 22711
Lineage: Eukaryota; Fungi; Ascomycota; Leotiomycetes; Helotiales; Amorphothecaceae
Exons: 2
Coding region: 1-3684 (1227 amino acids)
Biological process (GO): regulation of DNA-templated transcription
Cellular component (GO): Cdc73/Paf1 complex
Molecular function (GO): RNA polymerase II complex binding
Source: RefSeq, a predicted model, not a curated record